Molecule: messenger RNA, 2665 nt
Organism: Vigna radiata var. radiata (mung bean)
Lineage: Eukaryota; Viridiplantae; Streptophyta; Magnoliopsida; Fabales; Fabaceae
Product: GTPase IMAP family member 8
Exons: 13
Coding region: 44-2569 (841 amino acids)
Molecular function (GO): GTP binding
Source: RefSeq, a predicted model, not a curated record
AUCAAAUCAUUCAAAGGUCAAAGCAUAAAAUAUAUUUGAUAUAAUGGAACCAAUUUCUUUAUUAAAUAAAGAGAAGACAUUAGUUUUAAUUGGACGAUCUGGAAAUGGUAAAAGUUCAACAGGAAAUAACAUUCUCAGGAAAAAAGCUUUUAAAUCAAGAACUCGUAUGUGUGAAUUACAAAAAACUGUCACAAAAGAUGGAUCUACUAUUAAUGUUAUUGACACUCCAGGACUAUUUGAUGGAAGUGAUUCUAUCGAAAAAGAAAUAAUCAAAUGUAUUGAUUUAGCUAAAGAUGAAAUUCAUGCAAUUCUUGUGGUAUUUUCCGUUAGAACUCGUUUUUCUGAAGAAGAACAAGUUAUUUUAAGCAUCUUGCAAACUUUGUUUGGACACAAAAUUGUUGACUACAUGAUUAUAGUGUUUACCGGAGGAGAUGAACUUGAAUAUAAUAAAGAGACUUUAAAUGAUUACAUAGGUCAAGAAUGUCCACAACCUCUUAAGGAUAUUUUACUUCAAUGUGAGAAUCGUAAAGUACUUUUUGAUAACAAGACUAAAGAUGAAACAAAACAAUUACAACAAGUUCAACAACUUUUCGAUCUUGUAAACCUAGUCAUAUCGAAGAAUAAUGGACAGCCAUAUACAAAUAAAAUAUUUGUGAAAUCACAGGAAGGGUCAAAAUUGAAGCAAGAAACUUCAAAUGUUUGGGAAAAGUUGGAAGAAGAAAGAGUUGAAAGAGUUAAGAUUGAAGAAAAUUGUAAAUUAACAGAAGCUAAGUUGAAUGAUGAAAUUCAAAGUUUGAAGUAUAAUAUUGAGUCAGCAAAACGAAGGCCACAUAUAUCCCGACAAAUGCAGAUGCAACCUGAAUUUGAUAUGAUAGAACAGAAACCAUUGCUUAAUAAUGAAAAGAAGACAUUAGUUUUAGUUGGAAGAACAGGAAAUGGUAAAAGUGCAACUGGAAAUACCAUUCUUGGAAGAAAUGCUUUUAAAUCAAACAGAUACUCUUCUAGUAUGUCACCUAUUUGUGAAUUACACCAAAAGGUCACCCAAGAUGGAUCAAUUAUUAAUGUUAUUAACACUCCAGGAUUAUUUGAUGGAAGUGAUUCUGUUGAGAAAGAAAUAGUCAAGUGUUUGGAUUUGGCAAAAGAUGGAAUUCAUGCAAUUCUUGUGAUGUUUUCGGUCAAAACUCGUUUUUCUGAAGAGGAACAAGCUACUUUACGUGUCUUGCAAACUUUGUUUGGACAUAAAAUUAUUGACUAUAUGAUCAUAGUGUUCACCGGAGGAGAUGAACUUGAAUAUAACAAACUAACACUGGAUGAUUAUUUAGGUCAAGAAUGUCCAAUAGCUCUUAAGGAUAUUUUGCUCCAAUGUGACAAUCGAAAAGUUCUAUUUAACAACAAAACUAAGGACGAAAAGAAGCAACUACAACAAGUUCAACAACUUCUCAAUCUUGUGAACAUGGUUAUAUUAAAGAAUAAUGGGCAACCAUAUACAAAUAUAACAUUUGUGAAAUCACAGGAAGGGUCAAAAUUGAAGCAAGAAACUACAAAUCUUUGGGAAAAGGUGGAAGAAGAAAGAGCUGCAACACAUAAGAUUCAAGAAAAUUUUAAGUUAAAAGAAGCUAAGUUGAAUGAUAAAAUUCAAAGUUUGAAGUAUAAUCUUGAGUCAGCAAAUAAAAGACCACAUAUAUCCCGACAAAUGCAGAUGCAACCUGAAUUUGAUAUGAUAGAACAGAAAGCCUUGCUUAAUAAAGAAAAGAAGACAUUAGUUUUAGUUGGAAGAACAGGAAAUGGUAAAAGUGCAACUGGAAAUACCAUUCUUAGAAGAAAUGCUUUUAAGUCAAACAGAUACUCUUCUAGUAUGUCACGCAUAUGUGAAUUACAACAAAGUGUUACAAAAGAUGGAUCAAUUAUUAAUGUUAUUAACACUCCAGGAUUAUUUGAUGGAAGUGAUUAUGUUGAGAAAGAAAUAAUCAAGUGUUUGGAUUUGGCAAAAGAUGGAAUUCAUGCAGUUCUUGUGAUAUUUUCGGUUAGAACUCGUUUUUCUGAAGAAGAACAAGCUACUUUACGUGUUUUGCAAACUUUGUUUGGACACAAAAUUAUUGAUUACAUGAUCAUAGUUUUUACUGGAGGAGAUGAACUUGAAUAUAACAAAGUGACACUGGAUGAUUAUUUAGGUCAAGAAUGUCCACAAGCUCUUAAGGAUAUUUUACUCCAAUGUGACAAUCGCAAAGUGCUCUUUAAUAAUAAAACCAAAGAUGAGACAAAGCAAUUACAACAAGUUCAGCAGCUUCUCCAUCUUGUGAACAUGGUUAUAUUGAAGAAUAAUGGACAACCAUAUACAAAUAUAACAUUUGUGAAAUCUCAGGAAGGGUCAAAAUUGAAGCAAGAAAGUACAAUUCUGUCGGAAGAGUUGGAAAAAGAAAGAGUUGAAAGACUUAAAAUUGAAGAAAAUUGGAAGUUAACACAAAGUAUGUGGAAUGAAGAAAUUCAAACUUUUAGGUAUGAUGUUGCGUCAACAAAUAGAAGACCAACUAUAUUCCGACAUCUAAUGUCUAACUGUCAUCUUCUCUGAGUUUAACACUAUUUUAUCUUCACAAUUCAAGUAUUUGUAAGGUUAUCAUGUGUGUGUGUAUAUAAUUAAUUGUAUGUGUGAAAAAUGUGUGAUGUA